UAAAAGACCAUCACCUGCGGUUGAAGUGCGACUCACAUGGGAAGUAGGAAGUGCCGCGCCUGCGCUUCCUGUGUAAAUAAACGCGCCGCUGCCGGCGCUGCUGCUGGCGAGACGCGCCGCACGCGCUGCGAGGUUCCCGGGCACCACGGAGGCUCCCGAGGCAGGAGGUGGUUGGUUGUAGGUCCUCCUCCUCCGGGCCAAUAGGUCUAAGAGCCCGAGUCCUGGUACAGACCUGCAGAGUGCAGAGCUGUCAGCUGCAGAGCUCGGAGGACGGUGGAAGAGAAUGAAACAGCUCCUCCUCCCCGGUGAGCGUGCUGAAGGUUGCUGAGAAGCCCAGCAGCCGGAGUAACAUAGCUCUCCAGGCAGGGGGGAAGAUAACUCAGAAUAUGUUGUGUGAGCAGUGUAAGGAAAACAGAGAUGAGAAGACAGCGGUUGGGGAAGAUUGAUGAGCCUCGGUGUGCUUUGGGGAGUCUUGAGAAACAAAUGGGUGAUAGUUUUCUAAGCAUAAACUGGGAAGAGGGGAGAGGGGUUAAGGAGACUAAAGCGGCUGAGCAGGCUGAUGGGCUCAGUUGGUAGGCUGCAUUAUCUCACCAUGACUGCUGAAAACCCAACGCCUGGAGACCUGGCUCUGGCUCCUCUUGUUACUUGCAAACUCUGCCUGUGUGAACAGUCUUUGGACAAGAUGACCACACUCCAGGAAUGCCGGUGCAUCUUUUGCACAGCUUGCCUGAAACAGUACAUGCAGCUGGCAAUCCGAGACGGAUGUGGGUCUCCCAUCACUUGCCCUGACAUGGUGUGCCGAAACCACGGGACCCUCCAGGAAGCUGAGAUUGCCUGUUUGGUACCUGUGGAUCAGUUUCAGCUUUAUCAGCGGUUAAAAUUCGAGCGAGAAGUUCACCUGGACCCCCACCGAACAUGGUGUCCUGUCGCUGACUGUCAGACAGUGUGCCCUGUUGCAGCAGGUGACCCGGGACAGCCUGUGCUGGUGGAGUGCCCUUCCUGCCACCUGAAGUUCUGCUCAUGUUGCAAGGAUGCUUGGCAUCCCGAGGGCUCCUGCAGAGACAGUCAGCCCAUCAUCUUGCCAACAGAACAUGGGGCCCUCUUUGGGACGGAUGCAGAUGCCCCCAUUAAGCAGUGUCCAGUUUGCCGGGUUUAUAUUGAACGCAAUGAAGGCUGUGCUCAGAUGAUGUGCAAGAACUGCAAACACACGUUUUGCUGGUACUGUCUGCAGAACCUGGACAGUGACAUUUUCCUCAGACAUUAUGACAAAGGACCAUGUAGGAAUAAGCUUGGCCAUUCAAGAGCCUCAGUGAUAUGGAACCGAACACAGGUGGUUGGGAUUCUUGUGGGGUUGGGCAUCAUUGCCUUGGUGACUUCACCUUUGCUGCUUCUGGCUUCCCCGUGUAUAAUCUGUUGUGUCUGCAAGUCCUGCCGGGGCAAGAAGAAAAAGCAUGACCCAUCCACAACCUAAAGAUCUCUGUCUCUACUUGUGUCCGUGUGCCACACAUGUCUUAUACAUACAAGACAACACAGUGAUAAAGCCCCACUUAGUGAACUCGCCUCCUUUUUCUUGCCAAAUUUUGGAAGUGCCUCUGUGUCCAGACUUUGAACUGGCCUACCCUCCUGUGGCAUCAGGAAAGGCCAAGCACUGGUGUGUGUGUUCCUGUGUAAAGACAGUCGGGUUCCGCAGUCCAGGUUGUGUCUGUGGAGCAUGUCAGAAACUUCAGGUUCCUGGGAAGGAACUAACACAUCAUCAUUCUGUCAUCUGAAGGAUCCCACUGGACUGCUCGACUUCCAGCCAGAUUCAAGGAGCCUGAGUGAACGUUCAAUAUAAUAAAGGUGUUGUCAUGGUUGGCAAUAUACAUGAUCAUUGAGAAGCUCGAGUGUGUUCUGUAUUGUUUGACUACCAUGGGAAACGUGGGGGAAAACCCAUGGAUAAGACUGUUUCGGGGAAAAUUUUCGUAAGAGUGAUAAAGCAGGCUGCUUAUCUUAGGACUCGAUGUGGUGGCUCUGCCCUUGCCAGCUACUGGGUGUGCUUUCCCAGCGUCCCCACAGUGACUUGGCAGAAGCACAAUGGGUUUCUGCUUGUGUGAUCUCAGCUUCAAGCAGGAGAAACUUCUGUGCAGAGGAAGUUGUCCCUUCCCACUAAAAGGGUUUCGACAUAUAAAACAAUAUGGUCUAGUUUAGUCUGUGUCUCAGCAAGUGUAACUUUUUAAAGGUGGUAAACCCUUCUCUUAUAGCCAGUAGCUGCUGUCUACACACUUGUUUUACAUGAAGGAUUUGGGUGCAGUGGCAGAGGUUCAAAACCUUCGUCAUAGAUAUCAGGGACCUUUCUUAGCUCUAUGUUCAUACACCCAAUGGAUGUAGAAUCAGACCUAAAAGGUACACACCAAGCCCUUAGGUGCAUCUAGAGCCCAUAUAACUUUCUGCCUACCUAGAUUUUCUGUCCAUUGGGCAUGCCUGGAUAUGAAUGCAAAAUCAUAGUGUGUAUUAUUGCACACAGUAGUACAACACACAAAAUAAAUGUUUAUGUAAAAGCCAGUCUGUAUCCUUCUGUGACUAAUAUUGUUUAUUAUAAAUCAACCUACAGAUUUUUUUGCAUAUUAUAUAUGUAAAUUUUUGGUUACAAGUUCUUAACUUACCCAAGUAUAGACUCAUCACCAUGACUCGUUUAAAAUGAUAUUUAAUACUGUCAUCUCAGUUGGUAAAAAGACUGAUUGAUAAUCACAUUAUUUAUGUGUUUUCAAACACAAUUCAGAGCAGCUGUCUUCUCAGCAGAGUUUAGUAUCUGUUAUGGCAAUCUGAAUUUUGUAUGUACAAGACACUGAUAAAACAACAAAAAUAUUCAGAAAUAAAAUGUAAAAGCUUUAUAUAUAUUUAGUAGUUUGGAUUUGUAUAACCUCAUUGUGACUUGGUUUUCCCACUAUACCAUUAGUCAGAUUUUGAAUAAACGGGUUUUGAAAAGACAAUGACUUUUCCUCCAGUGACAAGAUGAUAUAAUUGCCAUUAGCAGUGUGGCCUGGUGCCUCCUGAGAGCUGGACUAAGCGUUAAUGGAGAGCUCUCCUUGAAGCCAGGGAUACCGAGUAAGGAACUGUCAGGAACUAUGAUACAUUCUGAGGUAACUGGAUAACUAGAUUACUAAAUUGCUGCUAUCCUGGACCUAUUAUUAAAGAAUAAUGCUUUGCCUAUGUAAUGGAAUGUAUCCUAAGUGGGGAUAUGUAUAUUUAAGGAACUUUAAUUCACAUAUACAUACAUAUAUAUAUAUAUUACUAUAUAUAUAUAUAUUACUUUUGGUCAUGUAUAUUUUUAUUUACAGUUUGUACAGAACAUCGAUGAGAACUCUGGGAAAACUUUUGAUGGCAGCCAACUAAAACAUUUUUAAUUGUUUAUUAGAAAUUUCUCAACAUUGUAUCUUUAUUUUCCUUUGAAACUCAAAACAGAAAAAAAAAUCAAUACUCUUUAUCAAUGUAUUUCAUAUUAGUAUAAAUAUAAGGGUAUAUGUAUUUGAAUAAUUUGCCUUGUCUUACACUGCCUCAUCAGAGUUAAAGGCAUUUGUAACUGCUCAGGGGAUCACGGGAACUCAACUGAACUGAAUUUUUGUAUCAAGAAUGUUAGUAGUUGCAAUCUACUACUCAAUUAGCAAACUCUUCAACCUUGGUUCCGCAAAGAAUCUUAUAAGAGAGACUGGUUUCCAGUUACCUAAAGGCUGUGUUAUUAAAGGUGGCGCUCCUGAGUUUGGACUUAAAGUGCAAGAAAACAUCUGUGUUAUUUCCCUGGAAAAAUAAAUGAAAGGGACCUGCCUUCUCACAGAGAUUUUGUUGUAGAGGAAUUGGCUCCUUUUAUUUUGUGGGGGAUAACCAGUAGGGGUUGUUUGUCCAGCAUAUUUAAAAUAACAGUAUUUUUUAAAUUUUGAAAAGUACCCAGAAAAUGGUGACUUCUCCCUUAAGUAGCUAAAUGAAUUGGUGGGUGUAAGAUUGUCAGAAUCAACGGGAUGGACUGGGAGGUGAAACCCAAGUGUAUCUCUGAUGCAUCAAGGGUUGAGAUGUAAGCCGAUCACGACGAUUUGCUUAUACAGGAGAAAGCUGACAACUUUGAUAAUGGACUGAUAUCAUUUUGGAUAAUUAAUUGUCCAGUGAAAGGGUUUAACCUUGUCUCUUCCCUCUGUCAGGUUUAUUCUUCCCUAGUGAUUCUCACUCUAUACUAGGAAGAAAUCUGGGUCUACAUGGUAAUGUUUGGAUAUUUUGGCAAAACCUUUUUGUGUUUGGAGUGGUAUAGUAUAGUCCAUUUGGAAUGGGAAUUUAAAAGUCCUUCACUGAAAUUGUGAUCUGGAUGUAGUAACUUACCAUGCAGAAACACUGCUGGAUGUAAUGGCAUAACACCUAGCCCUUGCCCCUUCUAGGAAUUUUUCUCUUGGGUAGUGAGGUGAGGAGGAAAGUCACAUGGGAGCAAAUUUUAGAAUCUUAGGCAUCCUGUUUGUUCAUGCCAUAGAUGUUUGCUCUGGACUUGAAAUCUCUCUUUUGAAGGAGGUCUUUGAAAAAUGAAUAAUUCACAGUGUGAAUUUUCUUGUAGCCUGCAUCACAAAAAUGUUACCUAUCCAAGUCUGAAAAAUCUAAAUGCUUAUUUGAAUGUAAAGCACUGUUUCUUGGAACCCCAAAUUUGUCUCUUAAAACUUAUUCAGAGUCUAAGUUUGUAUGUAUUACUUUAGCCUUCCCCAAAGUGCUUCUGAAAGGCUUUCUGUUCAUGAAUGGAUGCCUUUAUGUGUAUAGGUCAUUUACAUAUGUGCAGCUACAGAGACAAUUUCAGAAGCCUUAGAUGAGUGAUGUUUUAUAAAGUGGUCUCAACUUAUAGCUGCAGGCUAUUGUGUUGUAUGUUGAUUCAUGAUCCAGAAAGUUUUGUUAUGUAUUUAAGCAAUUGGAUGUCAUAUUUUUUCAAUUAUUUGAGAGAAAAAAUAGCUGUUUUCAUCUCUUAGCCCCAAUAAAUGUGGAGCAGGAAAUUAA
This is a messenger RNA of Phyllostomus discolor (pale spear-nosed bat), 4998 nucleotides long. RefSeq names its product ring finger protein 144B (gene RNF144B). Gene Ontology annotation, biological process: ubiquitin-dependent protein catabolic process; positive regulation of proteasomal ubiquitin-dependent protein catabolic process; protein polyubiquitination. Bases 560 to 1471 code for a protein of 303 amino acids. The transcript has 9 exons. The record is from RefSeq and is a predicted model, not a curated record. Gene Ontology annotation, molecular function: zinc ion binding; ubiquitin conjugating enzyme binding; ubiquitin protein ligase activity. NCBI's taxonomy places the organism in Eukaryota, Metazoa, Chordata, Mammalia, Chiroptera, Phyllostomidae. Gene Ontology annotation, cellular component: cytoplasm; ubiquitin ligase complex; mitochondrial membrane.